Hemiscyllium ocellatum (epaulette shark) is the source of this 5406-nucleotide messenger RNA. Its product is annotated as collagen alpha-1(I) chain-like. The coding region runs from base 126 to 4472 and encodes 1448 amino acids. The record is from RefSeq and is a predicted model, not a curated record. NCBI's taxonomy places the organism in Eukaryota, Metazoa, Chordata, Chondrichthyes, Orectolobiformes, Hemiscylliidae. The transcript has 52 exons. Gene Ontology annotation, molecular function: protein binding; extracellular matrix structural constituent.
AAGAAAAAUCGCAAUGUGAACUGAAGCUGUGCUGAAGGAGGAAGAACAUACUGGUUUGAUGUUACUACACUGAAAACUGUCAGCCCAUUUGUUUUCAUGUGGCGCCCUGUACUUAAAAUUUAGACAUGCAGCAUUUUGUGCAUUUGUGGUUCUUCCUACUUCUUGGGAUAACACAUGUGUCAUUAACAUCAGCUCAAUCAGGUUCUCUUUGUAUUCAGGAUGGAACAGAAUAUAGUGAUCAAAGUAUUUGGAAAGUUGACCUCUGCACUCUGUGCAUUUGUGAGAAUGGAAUCAUCAUUUGUGAUAAUAUACAGUGUGAUGAGGAAUUGCCAUGUGAAGAUGCUGAAAUUCCAUUUGGAGAAUGCUGUCCUAUAUGCCCAACCGUUCCUCCAACGCAAAACAAUAAUGACAUUGAACCUACCAAGAAACCAAAUGACAUUGAACCUACCAAGAAACCAAAUCCACCUAAAAGAAAUGGCAAUGCUGGACCUCCUGGACCACCAGGACCUCCUGGACCACCUGGACCUCCUGGAAAUGGGGGCAAUUAUAUGGGAGUGAGUGGCAAAGAUGGAUAUUAUGGUCCUCGUCCAGUCGUGUGCCCCACUGAGUGCCCUCCAGGAUCUCGAGGUCCACCUGGCACAAUUGGACGACCUGGUCCUCAAGGUUACCCUGGUGCAAGGGGUGAGACUGGACCUUCAGGCUCUCGUGGUCCAGUAGGCCCACCUGGCAGAAUGGGUCCACCCGGGCCAUUUGGAAAAGACGGUGAACCUGGCAAACAAGGAAGAAUUGGUGAACGUGGACUACCCGGCCUCCCAGGCUCUCCUGGUCGACCUGGUAUGCCUGGCAUGCCUGGAAUGAAAGGUCACAGAGGUUUCAAUGGACUUGAUGGUGCUAAUGGUAAACCUGGUCUUCCAGGAACGAAGGGUGAAGCUGGUUCCCCUGGAGGCAAUGGCUUACCUGGUCCAAUGGGUCCUCGCGGCCUGCCUGGUGAGAGAGGGCGCAAUGGCUCUCCUGGAGCAGCUGGUACCCGUGGGCAUGAUGGCAGUCCUGGUAAAGAUGGUGCACAAGGCUCUCCUGGAACACCCGGUACGCCUGGUUUCCCAGGUCAAGCAGGAGCUAAGGGUGAAGCUGGUGAGAAAGGUUCUCGUGGUUCUGAUGGGACUCCAGGGUUAAGGGGUGAACCAGGUUUGCAGGGCCGUGCUGGAAUUUCAGGCCCACCGGGGAAACCUGGAAAAGAUGGAUCGCCUGGUGCUCGAGGUUUACUGGGUCCUCCCGGUCAACCUGGCAGCCCUGGUGGACCAGGUCCAAUUGGUAGUCCAGGGCCAGCAGGUACUAAUGGAGUUCCAGGUUCCAAAGGUCUACCAGGUGAAUCUGGGAAACCGGGAGCAAAAGGAGACCCUGGUCCACAGGGGGAGUCUGGAACACCAGGAAGUCCAGGUGCCCCUGGUCCUGCUGGUGAAGAAGGUAAAAGAGGUCUCCCUGGUGAACCUGGGUCAACUGGUGCAAUAGGCCCUCCUGGCGAGAGAGGACCUCAAGGCAUAAGAGGUGUCCCAGGCACAAGUGGCCCACUAGGAUUACAGGGUCCUGCAGGAGAAACUGGUCCACCAGGUCCCAUUGGGCCUAGAGGUGCUAAUGGUGAAUCAGGUCGUCCUGGAGAUGCUGGCAUCCCUGGUCAAAGGGGACUUACAGGAAACCCAGGCAAUCCUGGUCCUGAAGGUAAACCUGGACCACAGGGUCCUACUGGAGAUCCAGGUCCUGCAGGUCAACCUGGUUCACCUGGACAAAGAGGUUCACCUGGUGUCAUGGGGUUUCCUGGUCCAAGAGGAAAUGAUGGACUACCUGGUAAAGCUGGUGAUAGAGGAUUUGUGGGUAGCCCUGGUCUACAGGGUUUACCUGGAAAACCUGGAUUAGUGGGUCCUCCCGGCCAGCCUGGCACAGCUGGUGCAUCUGGUGAAAAAGGAGAGCCGGGUCCUCAAGGAUUUCCAGGUCUUCAGGGUCUAAGUGGUGCCGUCGGUCCUCCUGGUGAAAGCGGGAAACCUGGUGAGCCGGGUCCCCGUGGUGAAAAUGGUUCCCCAGGAGCGCCGGGUUCAAAAGGUCAGGCUGGUCCUGCAGGUGAGCGUGGACCCCCUGGUUCUUCCGGACCUACAGGGCUACGUGGGCUUCCUGGUGACAGUGGAUCAGCCGGAGCGCAAGGUCUUCCUGGGCCUGCAGGCCCACCAGGCCCAAUGGGCCCUUCAGGAUUACAAGGUAUGCCAGGUGAAAACGGUCAGCCAGGUGGUAUUGGGCCCAAAGGUGAAAAAGGGGAGGCUGGUCCAAUGGGAUUUGAUGGUGCACCUGGCAAAGAUGGUACCUCAGGGCGGCAAGGCCCUAUGGGUCCACCAGGUCAACCAGGCCCUACAGGAGGGCGGGGUGAGUCUGGCCCUGCUGGUCCUCCAGGUCCUAUUGGUUCUCGUGGUCUUCCUGGCGAACGAGGGGAAAUUGGUCCUAAAGGUCCUAGUGGAUUUCCUGGACCUCCGGGUCUUGAUGGUCAGCCUGGUCCUAAAGGCUCAGAUGGGAACCCUGGCCCAAAAGGCAGCUCUGGCCUACCAGGUCCUACAGGUAUAAUUGGAUUUCCUGGUCGACUGGGUCUUCCAGGAAGCAGAGGAGAGAAAGGCGAACGUGGCUCAGCAGGGCCUCCUGGUUCUUCUGGAUUUCCUGGCAGCCCCGGUCCAAUUGGUGCAACUGGACCAGCAGGUAGCGCAGGUUCUCCUGGUCCUCCAGGUCCCCCUGGUAAAGAUGGACCUGCUGGUCCAGCUGGCAAAACUGGCGUACGUGGUGAAAUUGGACCUCCUGGUAACAAAGGUGAACCAGGUAACCCUGGUGACAAGGGUUCACUUGGUGAAUCUGGACCUCCUGGUCCACCUGGCACACAAGGUCCUCAAGGAAUGCCAGGUCCACGAGGUUUGGCAGGUUUACCUGGUUCAGUAGGGAAACCAGGCCCUACAGGUCAAAGAGGACCAUCAGGUGAACCUGGCAAACAGGGUCCCCCUGGUGGUCCUGGUGAACGAGGUCCUUCUGGUACGGCCGGUCCACCUGGCAUAAGUGGAGUCCCUGGUCAACCUGGCAGAGAUGGUAAUCCUGGCUCUGAUGGACCUCCUGGCCAAGUUGGAGCAGCUGGUCCUAAGGGAGAUCGUGGUGAACCUGGUCCAGGUGGUCAUCUGGGUCACUCUGGACCUCCUGGAUCUCCAGGGCAGCCUGGUCCAUCUGGUAAACAAGGUGACAGAGGUUCCUCUGGCCCUCGAGGUGAAAGGGGCUUACCAGGCCCACCUGGGGCCACGGGACGUGUGGGCCCACAAGGUCCAAGUGGCAAUAAAGGUGAAGAUGGGCAGCCUGGAAGGAAUGGUAUCAAGGGUCAUCGGGGAUUCCCAGGUGCUCCAGGAAUGCCAGGCCCUCCUGGGAAUUCUGGAGAACCAGGCCCACCUGGAAAUGCUGGAGCUCAAGGUGCAAGAGGUCCUCCAGGUUCAACUGGUCGCCCUGGCAAAGAGGGUACCAAUGGUUAUCCAGGCCCUAUUGGUCCUCCUGGUCCACGUGGGUUACGAGGAGAAUCUGGCCCCAGUGGUCCUUCUGGUAACCAUGGCCCUCCUGGUACUCCUGGUGCCCCUGGUCCCCCCGGUCCUCCUGGCCCCUGUUGUGGAGCAGCAGACAGUGGCGGUAAGGGUGUAGUGUAUCCAGGAAGCUACUACUUUAGAGAUCAACCUAGUGAAUCUGUGAACGAACAAAGGGACGAAAUAAUAGCUGCUCUGAAAUCCCUCAACAGCCGAGUAGAUACAAUCCUGAUCCCAGAUGGAUCACAGAAGAGCCCUGCCCGAAGUUGCCGAGAUCUAAAAUUUUGCCAUCCUGAAUUCAAGAGCGGAGAAUACUGGAUUGAUCCCAAGCAAGGCUGCAAAUUGGAUGCUAUCAAAGUACAUUGCAACAUGGAGACUGGAGAGACCUGUGUGCCUUCCAACCCCAGCAGGAUUCCACGCAAGAACUGGUGGACAAACAAAAACACAGUGAGAAAGAAGCACGUGUGGUUUGGAGAGUCCAUGGAUGGUGGAUUCCAUUUUAGCUAUGGUGUCGAUGCGCUAUCAGAAGAUACUGUUGAAAUCCAAAUUGGAUUCCUUCGCCUUCUGGCCACUCAAGCAUCCCAGAAUAUCACCUACCACUGUAAGAACAGUAUUGCCUACCUGGAUGCUGAGACUGGAAGUGUGGAGAAAGCUUUAAGGCUGAUGAGUUGGGUCGAUGCGGAGCUCAAAGCUGAAGGACGCAGCAGAUUCACAUACAAUGUCCUUGAAGAUGGUUGUACCAGGCAUACAGGAAAUUGGAGCAAGACUAUCAUUGAAUACAGAACACGGAAGACUCUUCGCUUGCCCAUUGUAGACAUUGCACCUCUGGAUAUUGGUGCUGAGCACCAGGAAUUUGGUGUUGAUAUUGGACCUGUCUGUUUCUUAUAAAAUUCACUUGAGAAAAUUUUUUAUCAGUGCUUAACUAAAACCAGACACAGCCUAACUAAUUUCCAUACUGCACUUAUCCACAUGCUUUUGUUUUGGACCUCCCAGGAGGAAAUAAUGUCCAAAUCACUGCUCAUCAUUUUGACAGAAAUUAUAGAAAAUAUCAAGAUGGAAUAUGCAUGACAAGAGAAUAUUUUCACGUAAGUGUUCAAACAAUGACUUAUCUGUGGUGCCUAACACUGGGGUGAAAUCAAGAAACGUAAUUCAUGUGUUGAACAUUCCCAACAUAAAAUUUGACAAACCUUUCUUACCAAGGUGAAAAUCAAUAUGUGCAGAACUUGCCCAGUUUCAACUACCUCAUCAUUGACAGAGACUGGGGUAGGUUUGAUACUCCCACAGAAAUGUUGCACUAGUCUUUUAAAGUUUUCCAGAAGCAGUAAAUUUAAGGAUAAUUCAAGGACAGGUGCUUUGUAUGAACAAUAAAGAUAUUAUUGAUACUGCUGGUAGACCAAAGUGAGCUAAAUGUACUAAGUGCUCUGCAUUUACUAUAUGUGUUCAGCCAAUUAUUCAUUGGUGCUUGUGUUCUUGAGCCUGACUUUGGCUUUAAAUUGGUGCUAUUUUAAGUACAGACUUCCUAAAGUUUUUUCACUCCUUCAUAAUUUCUAACUUUUGCUGCAAUGACUGCUCAACAAUGCAUUCCUUUCACAUAUAUUCAUUUAUUGUUCAGUGAUAAGUCAUCAUCACUUUAUCAGCUUGAAGAUUACUGUUGGCCAUUCAUAGUUCUAAAACUCAGCAAGUGGAUAAAGGAUUUCAAAGAUUCCAUUGACUUACUUACAGAACUAUCAGUUUGUUGUGAGGUGAGGUCAGGUUUUUUUCUGUAAUGGUAUUUGAGUGCAUAUUUGUCAUAAAAAAUUAAAUAAAAUGUACUGAAAAAUUA